Debaryomyces hansenii CBS767 is the source of this 852-nucleotide messenger RNA. RefSeq names its product nucleotidase. Gene Ontology annotation, molecular function: nucleotidase activity. NCBI's taxonomy places the organism in Eukaryota, Fungi, Ascomycota, Pichiomycetes, Serinales, Debaryomycetaceae. Gene Ontology annotation, biological process: nucleotide catabolic process; pyrimidine nucleobase metabolic process. The transcript has a single exon. The coding region runs from base 1 to 852 and encodes 283 amino acids. The record is from RefSeq and is a predicted model, not a curated record.
AUGACAUUAACAGAAGAAACCAAACCGUAUAUCUUCAAGAACCCAGAAAUCGAAGAAAACGAACAUCCGGGAAGUAUGGUUACAUUACCGUAUGGAUUUGGCCCUCUUCCCCCACUAGCUAAGAAUAAGAAGAUUUUCUAUUUCGAUAUUGAUAACUGUUUGUAUAAUAGAUCAACUAGAAUUCAUGAUAUGAUGCAGGUCAAAAUACAUAAAUAUUUCAAAGAUAAUUUACAAUUAAAUGACGAAGAUGCUCAUAAUUUACAUCUGAACUACUAUAAGACGUAUGGCUUGGCUAUUGAAGGGUUAGUUCGGAAUCAUGAAGUAGAUGCAAUGGAAUAUAAUGCAGUCGUCGAUGACUCUUUAGAUUUGAAGUCGGUAUUAAAAUAUAAUAAGAAAUUGAGGGAACUGUUGCAGCAUAUUAAAGAAACUAAUGAUUUUGAUUACUUUUGGUUGGUGACUAAUGCCUACAAGAACCAUGCCUUACGGGUCAUUUCCUUUCUUGGAUUGGGCGAUAUCUUCGAUGGUUUAACAUUCUGUGAUUAUGCAUCGUAUCCAAUCCUCUGUAAGCCAAUGAAUGAUUAUUUUUAUAAGUGCUUUAACCUAACACAGGUAGAUUAUAAUGAUCAGAAUACAAUGUCCUAUCAAUACUUUGUGGAUGAUAGUGAGCUUAAUGUGAAGGCUGCUCAUAAACUACACCUUGGUAAUGUGAUUCAUUUCAUAGAGCUUGAUGCAGAUUACGAAAAAAUUAUAUCCAAGCCUGAUUUCUUUGAAUAUUAUGGUAAGGGCGAUAACACUGACUCCUCGAAGAUUAAAAUUAUAAGAGAUAUUUUAGACUUAAAUAAAGCUUUAUAG